CUAGAUUCCAUUCCACAUUCCGGCCGUGAUUCUGAGGUCUCGAAAACAAGGCACACUUAAACAACAAAUCACCUUCCACCAUGGUUUCUUUCACCAAAACCCUCCUGGCUCUUGCCGGCGCGCUUGUCGUCUCGGCCGACUACUAUAUUGAUCCGACUACCGUCUCCCUAUCCCUUAGAGAGGCUUGGUGCAGGGAUGAAAAGAGUACCUGCCCCAGCAUCUGCCUGCAGCAGUCACCGGGAGGCACUACCAAAGUCAACACCUGCGACCCUAAAACCCUCACGUACGGCUGCGUCUGCGGCGAUGGUUUGCAGCCCAAUGUUUCAGAAUAUUCUUUGACUCUGCCAUAUCAUGUGUGCCAACAGUGGGGCGAGAACUGUGUGAAGAGUUGCGCCGGUGACAACACCUGCUCGUCCUCUUGCCGCCAAGACCACCCAUGCGGCGCCCAGAGCCCCACAAGGAUCAACGUCACGACUACCACGAGCGCCUCGUCGACGGCCUCCACAGCGGCUGCCACAAGCAACCAGGUAGCCAAUGGCUUGGCCGGCCAGGACAACAGCAACAGCAACAAUAACAAUGGCGGCAGUGCACCGGGAAGUGCGGCCACGCGCGUGGCUGCUUUCGGAAGCGUCUACGGCCUCGCAAUUGUCCUGGGUGGUCUUUUUACCGGGUUCGCCUUGAUGCUGUGAAAGUCAACAUGGCUACAAAGGACUUGUCAACGCGGAAGUUGCUGGGUGGAUGUUGGAGGUUUCAGAAUAUCGGCAACUGCGGGCAGCGAUAGCAAAGGGAUAUCGUCUUCCGCAUUGCUUCUCGUCGGCUCUGUUUUCCACCCGAGCCGAGGAUGGAGA
This is a messenger RNA of Lasiosphaeria miniovina, 848 nucleotides long. RefSeq lists its product as uncharacterized. The transcript has 4 exons. NCBI's taxonomy places the organism in Eukaryota, Fungi, Ascomycota, Sordariomycetes, Sordariales, Lasiosphaeriaceae. The record is from RefSeq and is a predicted model, not a curated record. The coding region runs from base 81 to 689 and encodes 202 amino acids.